Molecule: messenger RNA, 3328 nt
Organism: Phoenix dactylifera (date palm)
Lineage: Eukaryota; Viridiplantae; Streptophyta; Magnoliopsida; Arecales; Arecaceae
Source: RefSeq, a predicted model, not a curated record
CUCCGUUCCCUUCGCCUCUUGGAGAGAUUCCAAACUCCCCUCCUCCUCCUCCUCCUCCUCCUCCUCCGCCUUCUUCGUUGCUUUUGUUUCUCCUAUUUUUUCUUCAUUUCUUGGGCUGCUGCUCUCAUGGCGGACGGUGCGAACGGGAGGGCCGGAGGUGAUGUGAAGGCGAUCUUCCGGCAGAUCUACCUUACCCUCAAAGCGGAGCUGCUCGAGGAUCCCGCCUUCGAUUUCACCGACGACGCCCGGCAAUGGAUCGAUAAGAAAAAAAGGGAAAUACUCCACAUGUUACAGAUGCUGGACUACAAUGUACCUGGAGGUAAGCUGAAUCGCGGGAUCUCUGUGAUUGAUAGCUAUAAGCUGCUAAAAGGAACUGAACUGAGUGACAAUGAAGUGUUCCUAGCAUGUGUCCUUGGUUGGUGCAUUGAAUGGCUUCAGGCAUACUUUCUAGUCCUUGAUGAUAUUAUGGACAACUCCCACACAAGGCGAGGUCAGCUCUGUUGGUUCAGAGUGGAGAAGGUGGGUCUUAUUGCUGCAAAUGAUGGGAUUAUACUUCGCAAUCACAUUUCUCGGAUUCUUAAAAGGCAUUUCAGGGAAAAGCCUUACUAUGUUGAUCUCCUUGAUUUGUUUAAUGAGGUUGAAUUUCAGACAGCUUCAGGACAGAUGCUGGAUCUGAUUACUACUCAUGAAGGAGAACAGGAUCUGUCAAAAUACACAAUGCCAGUUUAUCGCCGCAUUGUUCAGUACAAAACUGCCUACUAUUCAUUCUACCUUCCGGUGGCAUGUGCAUUGCUGAUGUCUGGAGAAAAUUUGGAUAAUUUUGUUGAUGUAAAAAACAUUCUAGUUGCAAUGGGAACAUACUUCCAAGUACAGGAUGAUUACCUUGAUUGCUUUGGUGAUCCUGAAGUAAUUGGUAAGAUUGGUACUGAUAUUGAAGAUUUUAAGUGCUCCUGGCUCGUUGUGCAAGCCCUGGAACUUGGUAAUGAGAGUCAAAAGAAAAUAUUAACUGAGAAUUAUGGAAAGUCAGAUCCAGCUUGUGUCGCAAAAGUUAAAUCCAUUUAUAAAGAUCUUGAUCUCCAGUGCAAUAUACAUGUUUCUGUGCUUUGCCCAUUUAUCAUGGUUGUAUGUGAUAUUUUGCCACAUUUCUUGUAAGUUAUCCUAGCUUGCUAUUUUAACUGUGAUACGUUUUGACCAUAAGAUAAAGCAUUGAUCAACAUUGUUGUAUGAUGCUGGUACAUUACCAAUUUUGGCUUUACUAGGAUAACAUUUUUUCUUUUUCUUGGUAGUAAAUUUGUCGAGUUGUACUGAAUUUUAUAAGCCAGUUGCGUGAGCUAUAACACAUAGGAUACUUCAGCAUCUGCAAAAUCAAACAGAGGACGAUUUUUGUUGGGAACAUAUCUGCCUCAAUCCACUAUGUGAUUCUACGUAAUUGAAGUACGCUCAUUUUAAGGUAAAUGAAUGUUUUGGAAGUAGGCCACGCCAGCCUUAUAGGUGCCCUUAGUUUUGCAUCAUAUUUGAGUCUUGAAUCUUGAUAGAUGAGAAUGAUUGGUCAAUUGUUAUCAGAUGUUGCCAAGCUGGUAGUUCUCAUUGACAUACUGCAUCUUAGCUGAUAUGUCAUCUUUAGUUGAUGUUGCCAAGCAAAACGUGGCCUCCCUUUUUGAAGGCAUAUACAAAGUUCAAGCAGUGUGGGUAAUCUAUCGUAUUGCAUAAAUUUUCAACAAGGGGAAUCUACAUAGUUUGGGACUUUAUAUUAGUUUUCAUUCUGGAAUAUGGACACGUAGGCAUCUAAGCUAAAUCAUAUCUUCCACAAAUUAAAAUUUGUAAGUGGUACUUGCCACCCCAAAUGAACUAACGCAACACUAAAGGUCAUUGAUCAAAAGGAAAAGAAUAUAACGGUCUAUGCCCAAGGAAUAAAAAGAAAAUAUUUUAAGGCCAAUCAGUUGUCCCUAAGCUCCAUUUCAAUCCAUCUUGACAAGGAAAGAAGAUAGAGAAUAUAGUUUGUUAGUCAGAGUAGAAAGGAGAAACAGAUGGACAGGCAGUUGUACAUGAACAAAAUAAUCUGAAAAUGUUGAAAUUAGGUAGUUCUUUAUAAAGAUUCAUAUUCAGUGUGCAGAUCAAAAUGAUAGUUUUUAUGAUUAGUUAAGAUAGUGUUCAUCAUUACAAAUAUAGAGUUGCUUGUCUUCUUGAACCUUUGUUUUUAGUAUAAUUAUUUGUAAGUUGAAUAUGGAAUGUUCUUUUCUUUAGAAUUAUUUUUUCAACUAAUUAUAAGUUUUUUUAAUAUGUACAUAUAUGAACCUGAUGUUGUAGUUGACUUUUGAUUAUGAAUGAAAUAUGAAACUGUUUUAGCCUCUGUUUGUGCACGUGUGCAUCUUUCCCUCAUCUCCUACAAAAAUAAAUGAUGACCCAUUUUUUCCCUCUUUCAAAAUCAACAUUACCAUCCAUACUCCUCUAAACUCUUUCAUAUGCAUAGAAGAUGUGUAUAACUACCAAAGUAAGAUAGUUAUCUACUUUUAGGUAUGGAAGCUUUUAAGCACUUCAGAACAAGUUCUUUUUAGGGCUGAAAAUGGAUCGGAUACGGAUCGAAUAUUGAUAUAUCCAUAUCUGUAUCCAUAUUUUUCAACGAAUAUGGAUAUGGAGAUAUUAAACGGAUAUCAAAAUUAAUAUCUAUAUUUGUUUUAGACGAAUAUAGAUAUGAUUCGGAUAUUAAGCAUAUCCAUAUUUGUUAUAAAUGAAUACAGAUGCUAAUCGGAUAUUAAACAUAUCUAUAUUUUCCUAUCUAAAUACAGAUAUAAAUCGGAUACUUUUUUUAGAUAUUAAUCAAAUUUAACCAAAAUUCAAUGAUAAAAACUAUCAAUAAAGACAUGAUCAUAUAAAAAGGAUUCAAUUAAAAAAAAUAUAAUUUACAAGCAUUUAUCAAUAAUAAAAUUCAACAAUUUCAUAAAAGACAUAUCGUUCAAGGUUGCUGGUCACCGAAGUAGACGAGAUCUAUGGUGCCUCCAUGGCAUCUCAUGGCUAUAGCCGGUUGCAAUUGCAGGGUGGAAACUAGAAAAAAGAUGGGACCUUCGAAACCCUAGUUGCUUGAAUUCGACGAAGAGGAAAGAGGGACGAAAUAGAUGAACGAGAGGUUUGAGCCUUUCAAGUGUGCGGGGUGAUUCCAAAUUUUUUUUUCUAAUGGAGUAUCCGUAUUUGGGUUACUAUCUUAAGUGACGGUCAUCCGAUGUUUGGAUUUUUUUUAAUUCAGAUUUGGUUAAUCACUUAAUUGGUUUCUUGGUUUAACAUAACUUAAACUUUUUCUUUUCACUUACUCUUGUUAUACGGAUAUUCGGAU